CAUAUUUUAUCGUCAGCAACGUGUACGGAGUCACAGCCGUCAAAAAUGCCGGGAUAAUCCAUAUGCUUGUUUCGGGUCGUGUUCCAACCCUAGAAUCGCCACAGAAUGGAGGAACACAAUUAUGUAGAGACGUUAAAAUUUAUCAUGGUCUGUUUAAUGUGGUAUAUCUGCAGUGCUGGUGGAAACAUCAUCGGAAAACUUGUGCUGAAUGAGUUCCCGUACCCUGUGACGGUAACGAUGACGCAACUCAUCUCCAUCUCUGUUUACAUGGAACCGAUUUUCUGGUUUCUACAGACUCCAAACACUGGGAACAUUCCUCGGAGUUACUACUAUAAACUCAUCUUGCCUUUGGCGUUUGGCAAAUUCUUCUCCUCCGUUUCCUCACAUAUCAGCAUAUGGAAAUCCUCUGUCUCCUAUGCCCACACAGUAAAAGCUACCUUGCCAUUGUUCACAGUUGUACUGUCAAGAGUUCUAUUAGGAGAAACUCAAACUCUCCCAGUAUACCUGUCCAUAGUGCCUAUCAUUGUUGGUGUCAUUGUGGCUACACUUACAGAAGUCUCUUUUGAGGCCCUAGCAUUGCUCAGUGCUCUAGUUGCCACCCUAGGUUUCUCAUUACAGUCCAUAUUUUCCAAAAAGUGCCUCAAGGACACAGGUAUAAACCACCUGCGCCUUCUCGUUCUUCUGAGUCGUAUCGCCACGAUUUUCUUCCUCCCAUUCUGGCUCCUGUUUGACUGCAGGAACAUCGCCAACAGUGAUGUGUUUGAGAAUACAGAUGUGACGAAGUCUUUGCUCUUGCUGAUUUUAGACGGCUUGUUUUACAUGCUUCACAAUGUAUUUGCGUUUACUGUGAUUGCCAUGGUGGCCCCCCUUAGCUACUCAGUGGCGAAUGCCAUGAAGAGGGUCGUAAUCAUCAGUGCCUCCUUAUUCCUCCUGCGGAAUCCCGUCACCACUGCCAAUGUGGUGGGGAUGCUUGUAGCCUGUUUUGGAGUUUUGUGUUACAAUAAGGCCAAAUUUGACCAGAACAUGGCACGUCGCCGGGCUGAAACGCUGCCCUUAGUGCAUAGUGAAACAAAUCUACAAGCCCAUCUCAACCCCAAAGGGCUUCCCCACUCCAAGACAGAGGUUAAUCUAUUAAACAGAAAUGGCAUGAUUCACCCUGAAGAUCACAUCUUAUUACAGAACAACGUAAGUGUGGAUCAUGUGACCCUCUUCCCUCCCAGCAAUCCCUGGCCUGUCAAUCAAACACAUUCCAGACACACCCCCAGUGAACAAUCACAACUUGUGUCUCGGGGCUCACAUAGGAUAUUUGAAAUUUAACUGUUUUUCAUACUGUUCUUCGCUAAAGAUGUUUUAUUAUCAUUAUGAAAUAUUGAGCUUUAAUGAUUAGAUAUAGAGAGAUUUUUUGACAUAUUUUGUACACUGUGUUCUUUGACAUUUGUUCAUCCCUUUCAUAUCUCUUUG
Molecule: messenger RNA, 1461 nt
Organism: Saccostrea echinata
Lineage: Eukaryota; Metazoa; Mollusca; Bivalvia; Ostreida; Ostreidae
Product: solute carrier family 35 member E1 homolog
Exons: 6
Coding region: 106-1317 (403 amino acids)
Cellular component (GO): Golgi apparatus
Molecular function (GO): antiporter activity
Source: RefSeq, a predicted model, not a curated record